Messenger RNA from Camelus dromedarius (Arabian camel), 1392 nucleotides. It is a transcript of the gene TMEM276, whose product is annotated as transmembrane protein 276. Lineage: Eukaryota; Metazoa; Chordata; Mammalia; Artiodactyla; Camelidae. The transcript is spliced from 2 exons. The record is from RefSeq and is a predicted model, not a curated record. The coding region runs from base 508 to 1086 and encodes 192 amino acids.
CGGACGCGGGAGGCGGGGCGACAGCGGGAGGGCGGCGUGGUGGGUUGGUUUCUGCCUCCGCAUCGCCGCUGCUUUCGGGCCGCGCAUCUCAGGGUUCUCUGAGUUCCUGCGCGGUCGCCCCUUCUGGACUGGUUCCGAGGACGGCGUCUCCCAGAGCGCAGAGACUAGGCCAAGUCGGCCUUCGCGCGCUCAGCGCCUCUCUCCUCAAGGCCCUGCGCCCCAACUUGGGUUCCAGGACGCCAGAGCUCACACCCACCCAGCCUAGGCCCCGAGCCGCAUUUUCCCUUCUUUUCCCGGCCGAUUUACGUUCUUCCCCACGGUUGUGUCCAGUGGCCUCAGGGCUCUGAAGAGUUUUGAUUGAUUUUCCAAUACUUAGAAAUGGGGCUCUGGAACCUGGGAGUCCUGGAGAGCCGCCCUUAGGGCUCCCAGUCGCGGCCUCUACGUUCUUUUUCUCCAAAGUUGAGGUCCCUUUCCUGUCCCCUCAAACUCACUACCGCCCCAGGUGCCAUGGCCCCCAGGCCAUGGGGCGAGUGGAGCACCGCCCUGUCCCACCUGGCGCUGGGAGCGGUGUCUCUGCAUGCUGCCGUGAGCACUGCCCAGGCAAGUCGAGGGGCCGCUGCUGGCUUCCUGCUCCAAGCGUUGGCCGCGGCCACCAUGCUGGUUCCAGGGCUGGGCACAGAUGAAGACCAUCUUGCUGGAGCCUGGGUGGCUACUGUCAUCGGCCUGCCCCUUCUGGCAUUCGAUUUCCACUGGGUGAAUGGGGACCGCUCCUCUGCCAACCUGCUCCUGGGAGGAGGCAUGGUGCUGGCAGUGGCUGGUGACCACCUUGGUGCCGAGGGCCGCUCUGUGGCUAGUCAGGCAGUGGUGCUGGUGGUCGCAGUGACCAUCCUCAUUGUGGCUGUUUUCACGACCAACACUUACGGAAUGUGGGGGGGUGUGAUGCUGGGUGCUGCAGGCCUCCUGAGCCGGCUGGAGGAAGACAGACUGCUGCUGCUGCCGAAGGAGGACAUCUGCUGCUGGGCCCUGGCCGCAGGCAGCUGGGCCUACCACCGGGCCCUACACACACAACGCCUGCAGUGGGAGUGACAUUGGAGAUAGCAAGACAGGGUUUCUGCUCUGGCUACCACGUUCGUCUCUAACGGGCCUGCUCCUGGGGCCUUCUUCCCUAGGGAUGGACUCUCCUUCCUUCUGAAGCCGGCUUGCUGCAGUGACUGGUCAGGGGGGCAGAGGCUGGGCACUGUCUCCUCCUCUGGCUGAGUGUGAGGACUUGCUUAGACCAGAAUGAGGGGAACAACAUCCCAGGCACGUUUGGGGGCCUGAUUCUGGGCAGGCCAUGGUUGUGGGUCUAGAGAGAUGCUCGGUCUCCAAUAAACCUUAGGGACUUAGUAGGAA